This is a messenger RNA of Eremothecium gossypii ATCC 10895, 2445 nucleotides long. RefSeq names its product ACL105Cp. The record is from RefSeq and is marked provisional. Gene Ontology annotation, biological process: fungal-type cell wall organization. The transcript has a single exon. Lineage: Eukaryota; Fungi; Ascomycota; Saccharomycetes; Saccharomycetales; Saccharomycetaceae. The coding region runs from base 1 to 2445 and encodes 814 amino acids.
AUGGAAGUGCCAGCCGAUUCCUCGUCUUGCCUUCAAGUCAAGAGAGUACAUUCUCUCAGCGUUCUGAAGAACAAGGUCAGUUGCUUUUUUUUGACAAUAUAUUGGGCUAAUGCACUCUCUCGAGACUCCGCAAGAGUAGCAGGACUUGACAGCGAGGUGCGCGUUCGUCGUGACUGUGAGCUACGCGAAGGUGGUAUGCCAUCAGUUUUGGGUACGCUGGAUGAAAGUAUGGCGGAGGACGCUUUCGGUUUGGGGGUAGACGGUUAUUCGGAAGGAGCCAGCAUGUUCACGGCGGAUGUCACAAGGCUGGGGCGCCCCCUGAGGAGGAGGGCGGCGGGCGGCGAUGCGGGGCGCGCGGGAGAAGGCGCGGGCGCGGCGGGGGGGCUGGGGCGCGGCGGGGAGGCGCGGGGCGGCGCGGCGGAGGCGGCAGAGACGGCGGAGGCAUUGGACUUCCAACCGCCGCCGUCGAAACUGUUUGCGGGACGGGUGGAACGGCCCAUCUCGAACGACUCAAUCGUGACGGAGGCGGCGGAGACGCUGUCGACGCACUUCGACAUGUCUGCGUCGACGUCGAGCUCGUCACGGGGGUCGUCGGUGGUAAUCGAGAAGAGCCAGGCGCACGAGGCGGCGGAGGAGAGCGCCACCGGCGCGCCGUGCAAAAAAUACCUGUUUGCGAGCAGCCGGGACCGCCUGCAGCUCUCGCUGGGCGGGAUGGAGGCGUCAUUGUCGAGCCUGCACAUCCCGGCGGCGGGCGCGGACGCGGGGGGCGCGGUGCACUCUGUGGCAUCCUUCUCGCGGACUGCGCCGGCGCUGGUGACUACAAGUAAGGCAUUGACACCGUCACAGCGGUACCGGCUGCGGCGGGAGCAGAACAAGGUUGCUCUGCAGAAUAGUAUCAAGCAGCGCGAGGUCUUCUACGAGGAGCAGGAGCGGGGUUCGCGGGGCCGAUCUGCAUCCCUGAAGGGCGUGCUGGGGUUGCCGCACGCGGUGGACGAGCUGAGCGAGGAUAUCAGUGAUUAUUUGGGCUGGGACGUGCCGGUUGUGUCCCCUACGACAGGACCCUUUCUGGCUGCCGCCGAGCGUUCCGAGAAGCACACGGAUCGCAGGCCGGGUGUGGCCCGGUCUCGAAGCUCCACGUACGUGGACCACACCAUGCCGCCGUCGCCCAUCCCCGGAAUACAGAAGACUUCGGAUCUCGAGUUCUUCACAGAGACGUCCAAGAAGCUGUCCUGUGUAUACCUGGACACGUCGAAGGAGACGUCCAAGUCGAAGCUCUACGAAAGGAGUCAGUCCGCAGAACUGCUGCCAAUUGAAUUCAAGGCGGCUAGCGACGAGGGAAUGGAGGACCUAAAACUCGUCUCCAGUGGCAAGAUGGCGGUCUGCUCCAAUUCGAGGCCCUCGUGGCUCCCUCCCAAGGACACCGAAGAACGUGCCCGGCACGAAAGACAGAUCCGCCAAACCAUUGACAUUGCAUCCCUCUCGCAGAUUGACAGAACAAAGGAACGCGCGGAGCGCGACACCCGGGAUGAAAAGAACAGGAAGCGGCUCGCCCAGCUGGUCGAACGCGGUCUGGUUAGAAAGUCAACGCUGACCGAGCUAAAAAAGAUAUGCUGGGAGACAAGCCUGCCUCCGGAUUCCCGGUUCCAGAUCUACACCACGCUGCUGCAAAGCGACACCGCCAAGCUAAUCGAGGAACAGUACAUCGACAACUUCGACCAGGUCGAUGCGCUCUUCCGAUCCAUGCAGUUCCCCAACGCAAAAUUGGCCGAAAUCCAGGCGAUGCUGGCGUGCACGCCGUGCACCGCAAACGUCGCCCCAGCCGACGACCUUAUCUACCUGCUGCAGCUGAAAGCAAUCUCCCGCCAGGGACUCCUGCUCGGGGAUCCGCUGCUCGUGCACCACCUGCUGCAGGUAGGUUGCUACUCCACGCGCGAGAUAUGGGUCCUGGUCAACAUCCUACAGCUGACCUGCUUUAACGAGACAACCAAGGACAAGUACGACCGCCGCAUCAUCAGUUCGCGCGGAACGGUUUCGACGGCCCUGUCUGCAGAUAAGACCUUCGCUCAGGAGUUUAACUCCAAAUGUCUCAACUUUACGACCUGGUGGCACCUCAUGGCCCGCCUAGACCACGCUGUUUUCAUGUGGUGUCUAGACAUUAUCGUGGCCGAGAACUCACAACCCUUCAAAAGCAACCCCAUCAUCCGCGAUAAGCUCAACGGCAAGGACUGGGACUACUACCGUGAUCUACACGUUGUUGUCAACUAUAGGAUUAUCUGCGCCCUGACUCUUACAGUGCUUCUCAGCUAUCAUUUUGGCUUCAAUAAUCUCUACGACCUCUCUUUUGUCGACCCAGCCUUCCAGAUAAUAGGGCCCGAACAAGGCGACUUGGGGGACGUGCAUGCAACCUUUAUCAAGAAAUGGCAUCACAACUAUAAAAAGUUCUAG